AAAGGUGUAGACUAGCAACCAUCUUACGCUCAACAGGGAUGGAUGGAUAUGGAGGCUAUUCACUGGGUGACUGGCUCUGUCUGUUGUAUUAUACCAGUAGUUAUAACACCAAAUAUAAGUCAAGAGACAUGUUUACCCGCAAUCGAUAUGGCAUCUUCCAGAUUGACAGCGGAAACUGGUGUUUUGACGGUUGUGUCGUUUCAAAGAACCAGUGUCACACCAGAUGCGAAAUGAUGGCAGACAAUGACCUCCUGGAUGAUAUUAUAUGUGCAAAACGUAUUGUCAUGUCGAGUGCCGAUAUAUACUACUGGCCUGCAUGGAGAGAAUACUGCGAUGGAUAUGACAACUCAAAAUGGGAAAACAGAUGCUAAGUGAAUGCAAUCUAGACCCUCUCACGUCUCUGCUGAUACUUGCUGUCUGCAAUCAGAAUUUAGCAUGGAUUCCCCACAUAUAGAUAGGCACACACACAAAAAUACAGUUUUAAACCCUUGUAGUCUGUGCAAGCCUUGACUGAGAACAUAUAUAUAUAGAGAGAGAGAGCUCCCCCAGAAAUUUCAGGAUGAAACCCAUCUAUCAUCAAUAUGAGGAUUUGGGAUUGAGGCACUUUUUCGAAAUAUUCUGUUUGCAUAAAACCUUACAUCUUUGUGCAGAAAAUAAGAUGUUUAUACAAAA
This is a messenger RNA of Sceloporus undulatus (fence lizard), 672 nucleotides long. RefSeq names its product sperm acrosome-associated protein 5-like. The record is from RefSeq and is a predicted model, not a curated record. The transcript has 4 exons. NCBI's taxonomy places the organism in Eukaryota, Metazoa, Chordata, Lepidosauria, Squamata, Phrynosomatidae. Gene Ontology annotation, molecular function: lysozyme activity. The coding region runs from base 39 to 371 and encodes 110 amino acids.